ACAGGACCGAGUUCAGUUUUCAGUCCAACGCGAACCUUCUGACUCAGUCGGCCACGCUCCAGGCCACCACUCCACGACGACGACGGCGGCGUUCAUACGAGGCGCGUUUUCAUUUUUCCCCAUCCAAUUUUCUCCCUCCAUUUAGCAACGAAUGAAAAGGGCAGCUCCGUAGUUCGAAAUAGAAAGUUCAGUGGAAUCUCCAGUGAUUUCGACAAAAUCGUUAUUUUCGAAUAAAAUUUUUUGUGAAGUGCUCUUCCAUGUGAGCGGGCGUCAGUUUUGCGGCCGCGGACGUCUCCAAUGCUGACAUAACUCAGGGAUGUCCAGUGCGCGUAAAGAUGCGUCAUCCCCGCCCGGCGGCCUUCGUGACGACGUUUCUUCGACGGCCAAGCCAUCAUCAGAGACCACGGGUGGAUCGCCCUCAAGGUUUCGAAUCGCCACCGCGCUGCAUUUGUCAGUGAGAAAUCACCACGCAUUCCCGCACUAGACAUGUAUGGAAUAUCGUACGAAAAAUGCAUAUGUUUUAUAUUUUUAGUGAUCUUAGCUUUUUUAAGUUGUUGUUCUGGUUUCCGCAUAGAUAGCCUAACCAUGACAGAUAUCAGCAGAAGAAACCUUUCUCUCGAAUCAUUGCCACCUGAAAACGACUUUAUGAACAGAAUAUAUGCGACUGCGCGGCUUAAAGAUGACGAUUUUUCUCACCGUCACCGCAUCAGGCAUCAUCAUAGAUCCAUCCGUGCGCAAAAUAAUGAUGGUCCUCGAAAAAUUCGUAGGAACCGUCCCAGGACUCCCUGUCCCAAGCAAGACAUUUCCCAGAAGGCAUUUCUUGCUAACACCGUCGUCGUGGCCCGAACUGAAGCUGUCAGUGUUCGUUCACGAACGCAUAAAUACUCGGUACUUUUCAAAGUGCAACGAAAACUCAAAUCCCCUUCCGCUUUCCCUUUAAUCGAUGAAUACAUCCAACUCUACUUUUUGAAUGACACCUCAUCCCAACGAACGCAACUAAGAUGCGUUUCUGAACGGAAUCCUUCGAAGCUAGUCAGAGCCAACAUUCAGCAGUCCCGAGAGUAUCUGCUCUUCCUCAACUCCUAUGGUGCACACAACUACACCGCUAUAGGUCCGCCAGAACCUAUCAGGAAGCACAAACUACCCAAAGUGGUGCAGAAGGUCAUCAAUCCGAAUUUCAGGAUACGACCGCCACGGGUGAUGGAGAUAGAGGAUAAAUCGAUUUCAGCGAGUGCUGGUCGAAAACGACGCCUUAAAUUGAUCUGUAGAAGUAGAGGCUUGCCAAUACCAACGCUGAGUUGGUCCCGCAACGGCACUGAUAUCCACCCUAACCAUAGGAUCAGAAUAACGUACAAAAAGAGGAGUAGUACGUUACUUGUCACGGAACCUUCCGUAGGUGAUCAUGGGCGGUACGUGUGUACGGCGCGAGGUGUAAGUGGCAAGCCAUCAUCAGCACACUUCGACUUCCGUGAGAAUUCUGAAGCAACUGGUACCUAUACUCACUACUCUGCCAUUCGUGAUCGUCCUUGCGAACCCGGAAUGGCUAAGCAUUACUGUUUCAAUGGUGGUACUUGUCGGUACCUAAUAAAAAUGCAAGAAUUGUAUUGCUUGUGUCCUGAUGGUUAUACGGGCCACAGAUGUGACAGCAAACUGCCUAGCCAAUCCAGUAUGUAUCCCUCAACGCCAUCUUUGUACACGUGUAAAAUGGGCCUCUCGACAAGAUAUUUCUGUUAGCGCCGGCCCUGUUACACUUGAUGCGACUACAGGGCCGGUUCAGCUAAUGGACCUCCCCGCGCGGAUAAUGUUAAUCAUUUAUAAUUUUCGUUACCGAUGUAAAUAUGCAUUCUACAACUAACGUGAUCAAAUUGUAUAUUUGUACACUAUCCUAAUUUAUAAGACUGUUAAUAGUUUUAAUCGUUAAGGCAAAACAGUCAUUUUACUAAUUUUUUAGUAUCCUUACCCGAAUUCAAUAUUUUGUGAUAUCGAUCUGGAAUUGCAUUUUAUAAUUGAAUUCAAUUUGGAGGUUUGAAUUUGGAGGCAGCCGCUAGAUCUUUUUCAAUUUUGAUUCCGAAAGUGUUGGGGAAAUGAUGCGAUUAUUCAUUUGUUGACUUCAUUAUGGAAGUAACUGUCUAUUUGUUUUAAAAUAAUGCCAUUUGAAAUCAUUUCAUUGAUUGCUCUCCAUUAGAAAUAUUUUCUAAAUAUUUCUCCAAAAUUGAAAUUAUUAACAUUACCUAAUUUUUUUUUUUUGGUAAUUCUUCAUUGGAAAAUUAUUGAAAUUGGAUUCUGGUAAAAAAUACCUAUAACGUCAGGGACCGAUUUUACUUGAUUUUUGUAUAAAGCUAUGUAGAUAUAUUUAUUUAUUAUUACAUCUAUUACUCACAACAAAUUCUGAAUUGUUUAUAACACAACAUGAAAGAAAAGUUGUAAAACUUGAAAAUAAAUUAUUACGAACAAA
Molecule: messenger RNA, 2455 nt
Organism: Coccinella septempunctata (seven-spotted ladybird)
Lineage: Eukaryota; Metazoa; Arthropoda; Insecta; Coleoptera; Coccinellidae
Product: protein vein
Exons: 5
Coding region: 487-1734 (415 amino acids)
Biological process (GO): epidermal growth factor receptor signaling pathway; positive regulation of mitotic nuclear division; positive regulation of cell population proliferation
Source: RefSeq, a predicted model, not a curated record